Periconia digitata is the source of this 609-nucleotide messenger RNA. The record is from the annotation of a GenBank genome assembly. NCBI's taxonomy places the organism in Eukaryota, Fungi, Ascomycota, Dothideomycetes, Pleosporales, Periconiaceae.
CCAUUCUUGAAAUGUGAAAAUCGGAUUAUGCACUCCCGCCUGGAACAAAAUCGCAGAUAUAAAUCAGAAGUGGUGUCGCCGGUAGCCCUCAGUACAACAACCACGAUGCGCUUUUUGACUAUAGUCGUUCUGGCCCUUCCUCCUCUCUGCGUGUCUCAGCGCUGGCUCCCAUUCGAUCGCCCUCUUCCGUGUAUGACGAGGCCAGUUAGUCUGAUCAAUGCCGGUGAUACUCUGGAGUUUUAUCUAUCCAACUCUAGAAACUCAACCUGCGAGAUGACAAUCGAUUACUUUGACCCAGCAUUCCUACCUUAUUCGGUCACAGUCAAGCCGAAAAACUGUGCAGGAGACCAAAUGGCAAAUUACAGCAUCCCAUGUAAUUCGCCGAAUGGCUUGAUCUCCGUGUCCUGGCAAUGCGUAGGAAGUCAGGCCCUCUCUUGCUCCCUCCUGAAUAUUACAGGAGGCUCGGAAGACUACGAACAGCUACAAAUUGAGAUAUCUGAAGCAUUACCUCAGGUAACAUGCUUGAGGAACAUAAGUUCACUUCGCACAGAACCCACCGUUCUUACUAAUGGGUCUGGAUUGAUCCCAGAUUGUGCCGGGGACAACUAA